UUUGCCUCUCUGCGCCCGUCUGAGUUCUCGCCCCGCCUCCCCUCCUUGCUCAGCAUGCGGCUGUCGGAGGGAGACGAAGCGCAGCCCCUGCCUGAACGUCGAGGCUCCUGGUCGCGAUGGGCUCCCUCGAGUGGCGCCUCUUGCCCCUGGGGGCAAUCUUCUUCCUGCUGUUGCCUCGCAGAGCCGACUUCUCCCCCUCACACUCGCUGAGGUAUUUCGACAUGGCCGUCUGGGAGCCAGGCUGGCGGGUGCCCCAGUUCACCGCCUUGGUGUACAUGAACGACCAGCUCAUCGGCCGCUACGACAGAAACAUCGACGAGUGCGUGCCUCAGUCGCCCUGGAUAGAGGAGAUCCACAAAGAUGACACCCACUUCUGGUUAAGGAACACGGGAGGGAAUUUUGCCAUAACUUUACUCACAGAUAUGAUGAUGCUGAAGGACCGUUACAACCGGAGCAGGGGGAUACAAACCUUGCAGGUGAUCUUCGGCUGUGAACUGAGUGGGGACAAUCCUACCCCAAGAGGGUUUGUGAAGUACGGCUACAACGGAAAGGAUUUCCUCAGUUUGGAGCAUGAGAUGCUCACCUGGACAGCGAUGGAGACGGAGGCCAAGCCCAUCAAGAGGGAGUGGGAGGCCGAUGAGAGCCGUCGAAAAUUCUGGACGUUUUUCCUGGAGGAGAUCUGCAUGGAGGGGCUGCGAACACACUUGCGCUACGGGGAAGUGGAUUUGCUGAAGAAAGAGCCCCCGACGGUGAAGGUGACGCGCAAGGCAGGCAACGACGGCCUGGAGACCCUCGUUUGCUGGCUCGGCGGCUUCUACCCCAAGGAGAUUGACAUAACGUGGCAGAAGGACGGGGAGGACCGGACGCCGGACACCUUGACGGGGGGCGUCGUCCCCAACGCAGACGGGACCUACCACACCUGGCUGAGCAUUGAGGUGGAGGCCGAGGAGAGGGGCCGCUAUCGGUGUCAUGUGGAACACGACGGCCUGCAGGAGCCGCUGGACUUGGCCUGGGAGGAGCCCAGUGAGAGACAGCCUGCGUCCUCUGUGUCCGACUUGGGGUUCACUGGGAGAGGCCUCGUGGGGGUCACCAUUGGUGCCAUCUUGCUGGGGGCCACUGUCCUCUUCUGAAUCCGAAGACGUUGAGAAGAUGGUGUCAAGACAGAGAGCACCUUAAGGGAAUUUUCUAGCCUGUUCCAGCUGAAGCGACAUCAUUUCUGAAUUAACUCCACUGUUCCGCACAGUUCCUUGAUUUACUGCAGGUGCCGGUCACCUCCUGUUGGGUGAUAGUGAGAUAUUGAAAAAAUGGUAUUUAGCAGAGAUAAGAUAGUCCA
Molecule: messenger RNA, 1333 nt
Organism: Gekko japonicus
Lineage: Eukaryota; Metazoa; Chordata; Lepidosauria; Squamata; Gekkonidae
Product: BOLA class I histocompatibility antigen, alpha chain BL3-7-like
Exons: 6
Coding region: 117-1130 (337 amino acids)
Biological process (GO): immune response
Cellular component (GO): external side of plasma membrane
Source: RefSeq, a predicted model, not a curated record